This is a messenger RNA of Glycine soja, 818 nucleotides long. RefSeq lists its product as uncharacterized. Gene Ontology annotation, biological process: intracellular protein transport; lysosome localization; regulation of synaptic vesicle exocytosis. The coding region runs from base 37 to 507 and encodes 156 amino acids. Lineage: Eukaryota; Viridiplantae; Streptophyta; Magnoliopsida; Fabales; Fabaceae. Gene Ontology annotation, molecular function: SNARE binding. The transcript has 3 exons. Gene Ontology annotation, cellular component: synaptic vesicle; BLOC-1 complex; BORC complex. The record is from RefSeq and is a predicted model, not a curated record.
UCAGUAAAGAUACCGUUCAAUUCGGUUGUUAAGCACAUGAACAAUUCUUCUCAGUCACAGCAUCACUUCCUUCCGCGCACCGAACUGAACCAAACGACAAUGGAAGCAGAGGAAAACGACAGCGUCGUAGUCGAAUCGACGGAGCCUUCGAGUUCCCACGGUUCCGACGGCGACGAUCAACUCCGGCAGAGCUCCGACGUGUUGGCGAAAGGCUUGUCUUCGAUGCUCUCUUCGGUUAUUAACGAUUUCGAUUUCAGAGCUCAGCAAACUCUCCAAAGCCAGAACCAUCUCUCUUCCGCCAUCGAUCGUCUCACCGGAGAACUUGAUCAGUUACUUGAAGAUGCACCUUUGCCAUUCAUAAUGCAGCAUGCUGCCAAGAUUUCUAGUGUUAGGAAAAGAGUUUCAUCACUGAAUUCACUUCUAAAAUCCAUACAAGGGCGGAUUGAUAAUAUAGAUCGUAUGCUGUCUUUUGGCACCACUCAUGGUAUAGAGAAAAACAACCACUGAAGGUUCUGGGUGAAAUGUCAUCAGCUUAAUCAGCCUCCAUUCUUUCCAAAUGUACUAUGCAAUGCCCCCUUAACCCCUUAAAUUGAAUUCUUCUUGUUAGGCACAUACCACCUUGGUGCCAGUUAAGGAUUAAGGACUCAAGAAUUGGGAUCCAGUUGUAUUUAGGUUACUUUUGAUUAUCACUGUUUGAAAUUUCACAACUAAAAAUUCAUUUCAUUCAUUGAUGAAUUCUUAUUUUAAAUUGAAAAUUUGUCUUUAAUGACAAAGUUUAGUUUAUUAACAAAUAACUCUGUUGCAUUUAAGAAUUUGUA